GCAUCUAGAAUCGUGGGGGGGGGGUGUCCCCACCUUGCGCAUGCGCAUCUGGAGUCGCAGGGGGGGAAGCGUGCAAGAGAAACGCUCUCUUCUUUAACUCUUCCUGUGCCGGGCGCCGCCGAGUCGGCGCGGUUAGUGGUACUGGUGGCGCGUCCUGAUGCUGCGGCUUCGGCCCGCCAUCACGUGGGCGUGACGCCGCCGGGCGAGGGGCGGAGAGACCGCAGGCUGCUCCGUGGUGGCAGUGGCUGGCGAUGGCCCAGAAUCCCAUGGAGGAGGAGGAGUGCCCCGAGCUGAUUCCCAUAGAGGAUCAGGAGGUGGUGGGAGAAGAGGCUGAACUCAGCCACGGCACCAAGAUCCCAGUCACUAUCAUCACAGGCUAUUUAGGUGCUGGGAAGACAACUCUUCUUAACUAUAUUUUGACAGAACAACAUAGCAAAAGAAUAGCAGUUAUUCUAAAUGAGUUUGGAGAAGGAAGUGCCUUGGAAAAAUCCUUGGCUAUAAGUCAAGGUGGAGAACUCUAUGAAGAAUGGCUAGAGCUCAGAAAUGGUUGCCUGUGCUGUUCAGUAAAGGACAAUGGCUUGAAGGCUAUUGAGAACCUGAUGCAGAAGAAGGGAAAGUUUGACUACAUACUACUAGAAACCACUGGAUUGGCAGAUCCAGGUGCUGUGGCCUCCAUGUUUUGGGUUGAUGCUGAACUCGGAAGUGACAUAUAUCUUGAUGGUAUUGUGUCUGUUGUUGAUGCUAAGUAUGGAUUGCAGCAUUUGACAGAGGAAAAACCUGAUGGCCUUAUCAAUGAAGCAACUAGGCAGGUUGCAUUAGCUGAUCUAAUAAUCAUCAAUAAAACAGAUUUGAUUUCACAAGAAGAACUGAAUAAAAUAAGAACAGCUGUCAGGUCAAUAAAUGGACUUGUCAAAAUUUUAGAAACUCAAAGAUCAAGAGUUGAUCUCUGUGAAGUUUUAGAUCUGCAUGCUUUUGACAGCUUAUCUGGGAUAAGUUUGCAGAAAAAGCUGCAGCAUGUGCAGACUACACACCCACACCUAGAUAAGAGUAUUGUUACGAUUACAUUUGAAAUAUUAGGAAACAUAACUGAAGAAAAUCUAAAUGAAUUUAUUCAGAAUCUUCUGUGGGAGAGGAGUGUUAAAGACAAGGCUGGUCGUCCCAUGGAGGUCAUAAGACUCAAGGGGUUGGUAUCUAUUAAAGACAAAUCUCACCAGGUGAUUGUCCAAGGUGUCCAUGAACUGUAUGAUCUAGAAGACACCGUGGUAAGCUGGAAAGAGGAUGAUGAAAGAACAAACAGAUUGGUUCUAAUAGGCAGGAACUUGGAUAAGGAUAUCCUUAAACAAGUAUUUAUAGCUACCAUGACAGAAACAGGAAAACAGUUGACAUCACACCACAAAGAAGAAGAAAAAUCUGUCCUUAGCACUGCAAACUUUUAUAAUAAUGGAUGACAUGCAGUACAGUAGCUUCAUUUUGCUCUUGCAAUUUAUACAAUUGUUAAACUCUGAAUUUGACAUUACUCCUGUUAUGAAUUCCAAAUCAUCUAUUGUUUAAAUAUUUGCAUUUAUGUUACAGAAUAAAAUAGAGUAAAUUCAUGUUUCUAAAAUUUUGGCAUGUGUUUAAAUGAUGUAAUAAUAAUAUAUAUAUUCAUAGAAAUAGUUAAGGAUAAGUUGUUUUUUUUCUGAUGUUUGUGUAUGGGUCAUGUAGUAUUAUGAUUGAGGCUAUCUGGUGCACACACAAUAGAGAAAUUUAGAGCUUCCCAAAACAAUUCUGAGGCUACUGCUCCAUCCUGUUGGUUCUUUUAAUAAAAAAAUAAUUAAAAAACAUCAUUGAUUAUUCCCAGUGAGGCAAUCAUAGUAAAGAGAGAGUCAGGUAAUCAUGUUGUUUAGCUCCAUAUUACCUUUCUCUUUCGUACCUUUUUUAGAUCUAAAGUAAAGAUGAUCAGUCACCUUUUCAAAUAGCUUUAAAAUGAUUGUAUAAGUAAAACUAAAAAUACCUUAAUGACAGAUGUACAAAGUUAGGUAAAGGAUAAUAUCGACAUAUACAUAACUACACCAUCAAUCACAUUUUCAUAGAGUUGAGAUCUGUAAAUGACCUCUUAGAUCUUCAAGGCUGUGACCCUGUCAGUAUUGAAUUCUUCUAUACAGGGCAUUUUCUGUUGUAUUAUCCAAGAUGUCCACUGCAAUUUCUUCCCUUUUUUUGUGAGAUUGUAUGACUACUAUUUUUUUUUUUCUGGCAGUGCAUAUUGUUGCUGUGAGGGGAACUUAAAAUAAGGUUUUUAUCUAUGAUCUUCACAAAAUUAAAUUCUUCCUCCAGCUUUGUAUGACUCCUAAGAAGAAAUAUACUUAUUAGUUUCAGUGGGAUUUAUAAAAUAUAAUUGGGCAGAUAAAUAUGCAAAAGAAAAUACGUGUAGAUGGGAGUAUGUUAAAAAUGGUUGUUAAUUUUCAAAAGGUUACUUCUCAUCCAAUAAAUAGUCUGUAGAA
Mauremys reevesii (Reeves's turtle) is the source of this 2480-nucleotide messenger RNA. It is a transcript of the gene ZNG1C, whose product is annotated as COBW domain containing 3. The record is from RefSeq and is a predicted model, not a curated record. Gene Ontology annotation, cellular component: cytoplasm. Lineage: Eukaryota; Metazoa; Chordata; Testudines; Geoemydidae.